This is a messenger RNA of Oreochromis aureus, 4947 nucleotides long. Its product is annotated as ras-specific guanine nucleotide-releasing factor RalGPS1. Bases 500 to 2065 code for a protein of 521 amino acids. The transcript is spliced from 18 exons. Gene Ontology annotation, cellular component: plasma membrane. NCBI's taxonomy places the organism in Eukaryota, Metazoa, Chordata, Actinopteri, Cichliformes, Cichlidae. Gene Ontology annotation, molecular function: guanyl-nucleotide exchange factor activity. Gene Ontology annotation, biological process: Ras protein signal transduction; positive regulation of GTPase activity. The record is from RefSeq and is a predicted model, not a curated record.
GUUUCAUGCCUGAUGUAAUGGGACACAAGCCUUCCAGAAGGUUAAGCUUUUGUUUUGUUAGUCUACAGAAUAUUUUCCCAAAAGUCUUGGGUUUUGUCAAGAUGUUUUUUAGAAAAUGUGAGAUAAACUUUUGUGUUUGUGGACACUUGUGGUUUUUCACUUUGGCACUCUUCCAUGGAUGACAUCUUUGCCUGGUCUCUUUGUUACCGUUGAUUCAUGAAGACUGACCUUAACUGAGGCAAUUGAAGCCUGCAGUUCUUUAAAUGUUAUUCUAGGUGCUUUGGUAACCUCUUGAAUCACUAAUGUGCUCUUAGAAUAAUUUUGGUAGGCCAACAACUGUUCCAAGAUUUUUUCCAUCUGUGAAUAAGGAACACCUGUACACCCACCACCCAGCUGGGCGGCGGUCAAGGUUGGAAGCCCUGGGAGACUGAUCCCCAGCUAUUGAGGCUGGUAAUUGGGACAUGGAACGUCGCCUCUCUGGUAGAGUCAAAUCACCCUGAUGGAUGCACCAGUGUUUAAAGCCAUACAACCAGAGGAGCUGGCUAGUUGUGGAUGGAGUGGAAAGGAGAAACACAGUUUAGCCCCCAAUGUGGUUGCAUUCACACGUCGGUUCAACCAGGUGAGCUUUUGGCUGGUGAGAGAAAUCUUAACUGCCCAGACGCUGAAAAUCCGAGCAGAGAUACUGAGUCACUUUGUCAAGAUAGCAAAGAAACUGUUGGAGUUGAACAAUCUCCAUUCUCUGGUGUCCGUGGUUUCUGCUCUGCAGAGUGCGCCAAUCUUCAGACUCAGCAAAACCUGGGCGCUGAUCAGUCGGAAAGACAAGGCCACGUUUGAGAAGCUAAACUAUCUGACAUCCAAGGAAGAGAAUUACACCCGCAUGAGGGAAUACAUUCGCUCCCUGAAGAUGGUGCCCUGUAUUCCUUACCUUGGGAUCUACCUGUUGGACAUUAUCUACAUUGACUCGGCUUAUCCUGCAUCAGACAGCAUCAUAGAAACAGAGCAGAGGACAAAUCAGAUGAACAAUCUUCUGAGAGUUAUUUCAGACCUGCAGAUGUCAUGUAACUAUGAUCACUUGGUGACCCUGCCGCAUGUUCAGAAGUAUCUGUUGUCAGUUCGCUACAUAGAGGAACUCCAGAAGUUUGUAGAGGACGAUAACUUCAAGCUCUCUCUAAAGAUUGAACCUGGCAACAGUUCCCCUCGCAUUGCUUCUUCUAAAGAAGACCUGGCAGGUCUGUGUGAGGUAUCAGCCUCUUUGAGGUAUAACCGACGACCUACUUGCCCUGAUGCGUCUGUGGGGGUUCAUAUUCCCACCCCCCCUCCCUCUCACCACAGGAAGAGUCACAGUCUGGGAAACAACGUGAUGUGUCAGUAUGGCAUGUCAGAAAGCAGGAGUGCCACAUUUCCUAUAGAGAAAACACGACACCUGCUGGAUGACAGCUUCUUAGAAUCUCAGAGCCCAGUCAGAAAUGAUCCGCACAGUACAUCUGUGUCCAAUGGCCUGUCAUUAGGCAGUAGUGAAAGCUCGUUUUGGGAGGAACUAUCACCUGCAGUGGAGAGGGGCCGCAUGUAUGCAACACUGGGCCCGAACUGGAGGGUCCCUCUUCGCAACUCUCCCCGGAGCCGAAGCUAUGUUUACAGCUACUCUGCUACCAACUCCUGCUAUGGAUGCAGUGAAGCUGGUAGUGUGACCAUUGAAGGACCACUGCGAAGGAAAACACUGCUGAAGGAGGGACGAAAGCCCAAGUUGUCCUCGUGGACCAGAUUUUGGAUCAUUUUGUCUGGAUCAACACUGACAUUCUAUGGAGCGAAAGCACUGAGGGACUCUGAGAGGAAGCAUUACAAGUCAAGGCCUUGUAAAAAAGUUUGUGUGACUGGCUGGAUGGUGGUACUGCCAGAUGACCCAGCCCGACCCAACAUCUUCCAGCUCAGUGACCCAGAAAAAGGCAAUGUUUACAAGUUCCAGACAGGGUCCAGGUUUUCAGCAAUCAUCUGGCACAAAAACCUAGAGGAGGCUUGUAGAAAAAGUAGACCUCAGAUACCUGCAAACCUUAUGUCAUUUGAAUGAGAGCAGCCUUUAUUGAGCAGGAUAUUAUCGUGCCAAACUGUUGUUUGAGAAUUACAGACUGAAUAAGGAAUUUGAUAACGCUGACAUCAGCAUUAGAGUCAAGAAGCAUAUGACACUGUCGAAGAAGCUCUGUGAUGCUGGAUGUGUGACUGUCGUGCCAGUGCACCUGCUUUGAUCUUCACCAGAACAAGUCUUAUAUGAUCUCUAUAAAAAUCCAAUCAAUGGAAGACUUUUGCGGGGUUGGAUUCGUUCCCUAAGUUUCCAUGUUCUCUGUUAUUUGUUACGCUGCUAUAAUGUGUGCAUGAACACGUUGGUUUUUGGCCCAUGUUGGGCUUAUAAUUGGGUGAAAAGAUGCAUCAGUGUGAAAAUGUGGAUGACAGUGUUAGAUGACUCUUAGAUUUAGUUUACUCUGAAUGUCAUCGUCAUAAGGAAGUGGAAGGUGGGAAGUGCACAUUCCCACUCAUAAACUUUUAUUCACCAGAAAAAGUGUGACAUCAUCUCAAGGCCUCGUUAUUUUAAUGAAGGAUCAGUACUGUAGCAAAAAAGACAGAAGCUGAGUCUUCAUUACCUUCAGCCCUGUGACUUAUAGUUUGACUGAAUCUAAUCCAGAAUAGAAGAUUUGUACAUACAAACGCAGGAAUUAACCUUAAAGGUUGUUUUAUGAUUAAGAUGCGAUGCUCUUGCGGGGAUGAAGCCCUGGAUCUGUGUUUACCCCUGCUACCUCAGUUGGUAGUCCUUGUGUAAAAUGUGCUUGCAAAUGUAUGUAACAAGAUUUACAAACAAUUAAUAUUUUCUACAGAACAAAUUAAAAAUAGUAAGAUACCAUGGAAACAAUACUGAACAAAGAGGUAAUUCCAGUUAAUAAGCAGAAGACAGCCAGCUGUUGUCUUCACCAGUAUGCUGAGGCAGCUAGCUGAGUAAAAUUAAAGUGAAUUCCAAUGAAAUACCAAGUUUUCAUUAAUCAAAUGUGUGUAAAUACUGUAUUUAUGUAUAAAAAGAGUUUAUUUUUGACAAUUGGCUAUAGAAGGGAAAAGGAUAUGAUGGAUUGUCGUUGAUUCACCAGCUGCUGUGGGAUUCUGCUCUUCAGAGACACUGUUGGUAAGCCCACCGUAAAACUUGGAUGGACUCCUGUUCUCCAACUGAAGGACAUCAGGAUAAAACUCCAUUAGCAAUGGCAUUAAUUAAUGAUCUGCAUCAAAAUAUUAUGUUGAUUGUAAAUACUAAUUCUGUUUUAUUGGAUGGGACUUAUUUUUUUGUAAGUUUUACAAAAAAAUUGUUUAAGUUUUAACUGAAUCAGUGAUCAGAGGUGGCAAAAGUACAGCCGUGUGACAGUCAGGGAUGGGUUUUCAAGUGAGAAGAACCAUUUACUUUACUUAGGUAGAUGUACAAAUACUUUUUAGUAAAAAAAUACUCCAAUAAAAGUUCUGUACUGAUUCAACUUCUUUACUCAAGUAAAAGUGAAAAAGUACAGGCUUGUAAAUAUAUAUCCAAAGUAAGAAAAGUAGGUCUUUGAAGGACCUUUCCAACCAUGAUUUUUUUGUGCAAAGCUAACUGAACCUCUUUCUAUAGUGAUAUAAUAAUAGUGGUAUAUGGGAAUACCAACUUUUUUGACUUUGGAUCCACACCUAAACAGAAAAAUUAGUGCAGUCAGGGGUUAACUUGAAAUUUAGCAGGUGGGGGAACAAUAAGAUCAGUUGCAGUGACUCAACAUGGGGAAAAGAAUUACAACUCAAUAAUUUCUAUUGUAAGCUAUAGUAGAUUUUCUUUGUGUACAUGCUGUUAUCAGCUAACCUGUGUUGAGCUCCUUUGAGGUUUAUUGGUGUUUGUGGAUUUGCACAACUGAAUUCAACAACAUGUAACCCAAGUUUUCACAAGUUAGUUUAUAUUGUCUUUACUGAGUGAGUUUAAGCAUUGUCAGCUUAAAUGCAAAUUCAUCUCUGCUACACUUGCUGUGACCUAACACUGACCAUGAACACCACAGCCAAUGUUCCCCUGUGAAAAACAGUGUUUCAUCACAGUACAACAAGCUAACCUGUUUAUCCUGCAUUAAACUGCCAAGUAUUUCAAUAACACAAAAUUAGUAUACCUAGUUUGUUUUGCAGGACAUUUCACAAUAUGAAAAACAUACCUUCAUAUCAUAUACAGAUACAAUUUAAAUUAAAAUGAGGACAUACCUUAGCUUUAAAUUCCCAGUUUAUCAAAUGUCACUGAGUAGUCCUCUCCUUUAAAUAAAUAAAUCCUGUUUAAAUCCUGUCUGUCUUACAUCUAUGUUCAUCUCUGAGUGAAGUUUUUGUUCUCCCUGCUAAAUACAGCUACUGAACCAUUUGCACACAGACUCACUGUGUAAUAAACUCCACACAAACAGUUUGUGUGGUUGGUGAUAUUGUUAACGUGAUAUGAGACGUUAGAAACAUUGCAUUUUAAAUCUCCUGCCUGUUGUUGGGGGUUUUUUUUAGAUAUACAUUUGGCAUACUUUUUUUCCCCUCUUUCAUCCCUUUGUAUGUGAUAAGCAACGAUGAUUGAUACCCCAAUAGAAUUGUUGAUUGAUUGUUUGAUGUGCGAAGGUGUGUAGUGAUUUAAAAUAAUAUCCUACCUCAAAUGUGUUACCUCAAAAGUAACAAAGUACGGAUAUUUGUGUUAAACCGUAGAGAGUAUAAGUAAAAAGUUGUCAGAAAAAUACUCAAGUAGAGUGCAGAUACCUGAAAAUUAUUCUUUAGUGCAAUUCUCUCACUUCUGUUCGUAAUAUGGAAAUGAAAGAGUUAAAAGAGUUUACCUUUCUUUAAGUCUGCCUAACCAAAUGAAGUUACGUCAAGCUUCUUCAUUAUCAGUUUAUUAAAGAGUCCCCUGUGGUUAUAAGUUCAGCAUUAUAGCCCAUAAAGUGA